ACAAGUUUGGCCCCCACCACAAUGGAGGGAGCUUCAGUUCACUCUCCCUACCUUUGUCCCUCUCUAUAUCUAACAACAAAAAUUAAUAAAUAAAUCCAGGCUGUCUUUUUGUCCUGGAGUUCUGACUGCAGUAGGGGCACUGCUGCUCUUCAGCUGUAGUUACUUCUUUUCCCUGUGGUCUAAAACACUGCAUCAGUGGCACACCGCCUUUCCCUGUAGCAUGUGUAGCAUUCUGUCUUGUGUAAAAUAGAAAUCAGUCCCCAGGCAUCUGAACACUCAGACAAAAAUGUGUCUCAUGAUGUGCCAUAAAGGAAAAGCACCUUUUAUGGACAAAUUCAACAAGCUACUUCCUUCUGAAGUGUGACUGACUAUAGGGCAUGCCACGGUUUCAGAAUUAAUUUCUAGCUUGUCACAAAGGCAUUUGGUUCAAUAUAUUAUUGUUAAGGUUAUGUUUCCAUGGUCGAAUGGAGUCAUGAUGUUUCCUAUCUGUCACCACACUAGCAUCCUCUAAUCGGUGAAUUGUGAUGUAAGAUUUUACAGCAUAUCCAUUGUAGUGCACUAAGUGGUGUAUGUAUUUACUAUCUUCCAGAUAAAUCUUUGACACCCAGGGUUUUUGCCAAAGUCAGCUAUAGAAGAGUUGUUCCUGGUAUUGUUUUGAGAAAGAUAUGGAAGCUGUGACCUUGAAAGACAUGGAAGCAACUGUGAAAUGUGAAGGGGAAAAUAGUUUUUACUGUGAAGAUACCCAAGCUGGGAUGACUACCCAUUAUAAGAAUCUUGCUACAAAUAAAGAUGAAAAAUAUAAAACAUCUUGGGAAAAACUCCAUUGCAAUUCAGUUACAUUUCCGGAAAACCAUUAUAAUGGUGUGAAAAAAUCCUAUCAAAUGUUAGACCUUAUUAUAAAUCAGAAUAUUCAAAUUAAAGAGGAACCUUGUGAAUAUGAAGUAUGUAGUGAAACUUUGAACCAAUCUUCAUCACCUAAUCAUAGUAAAAUGAAUUUGGAGGAAAAUUCAUACAUUUGUAAUACAUGCGGGAUAGUCUUCAGUCAAUGGUCAGAUUUAAAUGAACACGAAGCACUUCAUGCUGGAGAGAAAUCUUACAAAUGUAAAGAUUGUGGUAAAACCUUUAACCAGUGCUCACAACUCACUCAGCACUGCAGAAUUCAUACUGGAGAGAAACCUUACAAAUGUGAAGAAUGUGGUAAAACCUUUAGCCGGUCCUCAAGCCUCACAGAACAUCAGCGAAUUCAUACUGGGGAGAAGCCUUACAAGUGUAAAGACUGUGAGAAAUCUUUUAUCUCUAACUCAAAACUUAUUGAACAUCAUAGAGUUCAUACUGGAGAGAAGCCUUACAAAUGCAAGGAUUGUGGUAAUGCUUUCAGCCGGCGCUCAGAACUUACUCGACAUUACAGAAUUCAUACUGGAGACAAACCUUACAAGUGUAAGGAAUGUGGCAAGACCUUUAACCAAAGCUCUGUCCUUACUCAGCAUCAAAGAAUUCAUACUGGAGAACGUCCUUACAAAUGUAAAGACUGUGAUAAAGCCUUUCGCUCCAACUCCAGAUUUAUUGAGCAUCGGAGGGUUCAUACUGGAGAGAAACCUUACAUAUGUAAAGAGUGUGGUAAGAACUUCACAGCUAAGUCAGGACUCACUGAGCAUCAACGGAUUCAUACCGGAGAGAGACCUUACAAAUGUAAAGAAUGUGGCAAAACCUUUAAGCAGUGCUCAACCCGUACCCGACAUCAGAUCAUUCACACUGGGGCCAAACCUUACAUGUGUGACGUAUGUGGUAAAUCCUUUAACCAGUGUUCGAGCCUUACUCUACAUAAGAGAAUCCAUACUGGAGAGAGACCUUACAAAUGUCAAGAUUGCGGUAAAACUUUUAAGCAGUGCUCAGGCCUUACGCAACAUCAGAUCCUUCACACUAGAGAAAAACUUUACAAAUGUGAAGAGUGGGUAGAGCCUGAGCUCAAUCCUUAAUCAACAUGAAUGAAUUUAUGUUUCAGAGAGACCUUACAGAUAGAAACAUCUGGCAGAGCCUCUAGUCAACAUCAGUGUAUACUGCCCAGAAGCUGUGGAUGUGCGGAAUGUGACUUGAGUCUUUAGGCAGAACUCAGCCCUUCUUCAGCAUCACAUAAUGGACAAGAGGAAUCCUAUAAAAGUGAGGAAGUUGAAUAGUAUUCCAGUGUAUAAAUACAUCACAUCUUCAUCUACUCAUCUAAUGGAUACUUGGAUUAUUGUUUCAACUAUUUAAAUAAUCCAUUGUUGAUGAAAGAAGUAAGGUUUGUUUUAGCACUUUAUUCAUUUAAUGCUAUUCUCAACUUUAUAAGUAAAUAAACUCUUCCAGUCUAUUAAUAUACUAGUGUCUCACUAGCAGUACAAAGAUAAUAGAGAAUAUUGGUAUGACUGAAGUGAAGUUUUUACAGAAGAUAGAUUUAGACUAUCCUCACCACAUAAAGUGGUGGACUUUAUAUAGUAUGUACAUAGCUUGAGUUUUACUGAUAAACAUUGAAACAUAAAUGUUGUAGUGUUACUUCAAUUUUAAAAUACCAAAGUAUCAUCAUGGAUUCCAGAAUAAAUGAUAGUUGUUUCAUCCACGUCCCGGGUCUGUGGUGUCUCCUAUGAUAGUUAUUUCCUAAGGGACAUAAUCCGUUGUUUUUUUGUUUUUUUUUUUUUCAAUCUCAGCAUAGGAACUUUUUUUUUUCUUGCCAGAGCACUGCUCAGUUCAAGUUUAUAUUGGUGCAGGGGAUUAAAUCUGGGACUUGGGAGCCUUGGGCUUAAGAUUCUCUUUGCAUAACCAUUACACUCUCUCCCCCGUCAGAAUAAUCAUUUUUAAUUGCAGCCAUAGGUGAAAGAAUACCAUAGCCCUGCCUGUAGCAUCCUACGCAGGCCUGUGGACACCACUGCCCAUUCUCCUGUCAUUCCACAGGGCACAGAUUCCAGAAUCCUGGCAUGCACAGAGUAUAGUGAAUGGCCCCAGGAUAAAGAUCAUAGAGAGGGUGUGGAGCCCUAGAGCAGACUGGGCUGUGGCCCUGGGAACGGCAACCCUCCAGGGCACGCCAGGCCAUAAAUCCUGGUUCUGCAAGGUUAGUUUGAUGAUCUGUUGUCAGGAGAAUUUGUGAGAUUUAUUAACUACGGUUUUUUAUAUACCAAGUUAAAGGAGAAAUGAGUAGUAGCUAAUGAGCACAAGCCGCUCUCUAGAAGCUGUUGAGAGGGCUAGCUCAAACAAUCUGACAAGUCAUGAUUUCAGUACCAUAAAAAAGUUACAGGGGGGUGAGGGGGGAAUAGCAUAAUGGUUAUGCAAAGAGACUUUCAUGCCUGAGGCUCUCAAGUCCCAAUUUCAAUCUCCCACACUGCCAUAAGCCAGAGCUGAGCAGUGCUCUGGAAAAAAAAAAAAAAGUUAUGGGGGCUGGGCAGUAGCACACAUGGUGCAAAGCGCAAGGACUGGCUUAAGGAACCCGGUUCUAGGCCCCGGCUUCCCACCUGCAGGGAGGUCGCUUCACAAGCAAUGAAGCAGGUCUGCAGGUAUCUAUCUUUCUCUCUGCCUCUGUCUUCUCAUCCUCUUGUUUCUCUCUGUCCUGUCCAACAACAACAGCUAUAAAAACAAUAACAAUACAACCACAACAAGGGCAACAAAAUGGGAAAAAUAGCCUCCAGGAGCAGUGGAUUCCUAGUGCUGGCACUGAGCCCCAUCGAUAACCUGGAGGCAAAAAAAAAAGUUACUGUUAGAAACACCAACUUUGUGGUCCAGGAGGUGGUGCAGUGGAUAAAGCAUCAGAUCCUCAAGCAUGAGGUCCUGAGUUCAAUCCCUGGAAGCACAUGUACCAGAGUGAUGUCUGGCUCUUCUGUUUCUCAUUAAUAAAUAGAAUAAUUUAAAAAAAAAACAACACCAACUUUAACAUGUCUCUACUGGAUGUUUAAUGUGCAUUUUAUGUCUUCACUACAAAAUAUUCCUAGUUUGGUAGUAAAGUUUGCAUGUUCUUUUUUUAAAUAAAAAGUAUCUUGUAA
This is a messenger RNA of Erinaceus europaeus (western European hedgehog), 4004 nucleotides long. RefSeq names its product zinc finger protein 345-like. Gene Ontology annotation, molecular function: RNA polymerase II cis-regulatory region sequence-specific DNA binding; DNA-binding transcription factor activity, RNA polymerase II-specific. The transcript has 2 exons. The record is from RefSeq and is a predicted model, not a curated record. Bases 666 to 1976 code for a protein of 436 amino acids. Gene Ontology annotation, biological process: regulation of transcription by RNA polymerase II. Lineage: Eukaryota; Metazoa; Chordata; Mammalia; Eulipotyphla; Erinaceidae.